Messenger RNA from Labeo rohita (rohu), 6034 nucleotides. RefSeq names its product PTPRF interacting protein alpha 3 (gene ppfia3). Gene Ontology annotation, molecular function: protein binding. Gene Ontology annotation, cellular component: presynaptic active zone. Lineage: Eukaryota; Metazoa; Chordata; Actinopteri; Cypriniformes; Cyprinidae. The record is from RefSeq and is a predicted model, not a curated record. Gene Ontology annotation, biological process: synapse organization.
GAGACUGGGGUUGUCUGUGGAUAGGUGUAACGUUUGCUCGCUCGGUGCCGUCGUUACAUGUGUGAGGAAGAGGGAAGGGGGGAGGCUGAUAACUGGGCGAAUUCGGCACCCGAAAGCGCUGCGCUCCGAUGGGGUCGACGGGGAUGAAAUGAUGAUGAUGAUGAUGUCUAGCGUUUACUCUCGACGAUGACAACGCUCUCCUUUACUUGAAGUUCGAACCCAUUGGGUAGAAGACUCUCCUCCAUGCCCACCCUUCCUUUUACCCAAUCCAGUCCCUUGACCCAGCGACUUUCCCCUCCUACUUUCUCCUGCCACUUUUGUCCCACCUGAGACCACGUCCUGCUGCUCCACCCAAACGCACCCAAGCCAAGGAUUUUGAACAGCACAUUCUAAGAGCCAAUCAGGAGCCUUGAAGCCAUUCAGGAAUUAGCAACACAACUCAUGAAUCUACCUGAGCACUGAGGAAAAAAAAAUAUAAAGGAAAAGCCGUGGAUAAUAAACUCAUUGUCAAGAAGACAACUCAGAUAAACUGGCAGUACGUGUCCACCCUUGAAGAAGAGCACAGCAAUUAGGAGAUUCCAACAAGAAAGCUUGAAUUGAGGGUGAACUCAAACAGACAAGAUAAAGAGGAAAAGAAAGAGAGAACAACUGCACGCAUAAUAUAACAUAUCUGCAAUACUCACAUUCCCACACACGUUACAGACUGUUAAGGCACACGUUCUUACCACAGACCACGCGCUACACCAUCCUAAACACCCGCGUAUGAAUGACAAAUUGUUUAUCUGUUUGCCGUAGGCUCUCAGGCACGCAAACACCGUCAGAUUCGCGGUCCCACACUGUGAUUCUCGCAAAUUCCUCUUGUAGGGCCAAGACAUACACACUUCCGCCCUUAAACUCUCACACCUGUUCACGGCCUCAAGAUGAUGUGUGAGGUGAUGCCCACCAUCUCGGAGGACGGGCGGGGUGGUGGCGGAGGAGGCCCGUCCUCUCCUGCUGGAGGUGGUGGGGGUAUGGGGGGCGGUGCAGGGGGCAUGGGUGGUGGCUAUGGGGGCCGGGAGGCCCGCGGUGGAGACGAGGGGGGGAGCACUGGAAAUCUGGAGUCUCUGAUGGUGAACAUGCUGACGGAGAGAGAGCGGCUGCUAGAGAGUCUCAGAGAGACCCAGGAGAGUCUCGGCACGGCACAGCUACGUCUGCGAGAGCUGGGUCAUGAGAAGGACUCGCUACAGAGACAACUCUCCAUCGCACUGCCACAGGAGUUUGCGGUGUUGACCAAAGAGCUGAAUGUAUGUCGGGAGCAGCUGCUGGAGAGAGAAGAGGAGAUUGCUGAGCUCAAGGCGGAGAGGAACAAUACACGGCUCCUGCUGGAGCAUCUGGAGUGUCUGGUGUCUCGUCACGAGCGUUCUCUGAGGAUGACAGUGGUGAAGAGGCAGGCUCAGUCUCCGGCUGGAGUCUCCAGCGAGGUGGAGGUGCUCAAGGCCCUCAAAUCCCUGUUUGAACACCAUAAAGCUCUGGACGAAAAGGUGCGCGAGAGAUUGCGUGUGGCUUUAGAGAGAGUUGCCGUUCUAGAGGAAGAGCUGGAAGCGUCCACAAAUGAGGUUCUGUCUUUACGGGAUCAGAUUAAAAGGAGAGAGCGGGGUUUGGACAAUGGAAAGGAGCGGCUUCCGAACGGCCCCUCCUCCAUCUUGGAUGAUGGCGAGAUUGACAGACAGAGAGAGGGAGAGAUAGAAAGACAGAGAGCAGAGCUUUCACAGUUAAAAGAAAGACUGGCGCUCAUGUGCAGACAGGUUGGAGAGAUCGAGGAGCAGCUCACUACCGCCAGAAGGGAACUAGCGAAAUCUGAGGAAGCCAAUCAGAAGCUUCAGAGGGAUGUGAAAGAGGCACUGUGUCAAAGAGAGGACAUGGAGGAAAGAAUUACCACCUUAGAGCGCAGGUACCUCAGUGCCCAGAGGGAGGCAACCUCUCUCCAUGACAUCAAAGACAAACUGGAGAACGAGCUUGCCAGCAAAGAGUCUUUAUACAGACAGAGUGAAGAGAAGAACAGGCAGCUCCAGGAGCGUCUAGACGAUGCUAAACAGAAGCUGCAGCAAACCCUCCAGAGGGCCGAGACGCUGCCCGAGAUCGAGGCUCAGCUCGCCCAAAGGGUGGCGGCACUCAAUAAGGCGGAGGAGCGCCAUGGCAACUUUGAGGAGCGACUGAGGCAGUUGGAGGCACAACUUGAAGAGAAAAAUCAGGAGCUACAGAGGGCGAGGCAGAGGGAGCGGAUGAAUGACGAACACAACAAGCGUCUCUCUGACACAGUGGAUAAGCUUCUGUCGGAGUCCAAUGAGAGACUGCAGCUGCACCUGAAGGAGAGAAUGGCUGCCCUGGAGGAGAAGAAUGCUCUCUCUGAAGAACUCGCUAACAUGAAGAAGAUCCAAGAUGAUCUCCUAGCAAACAAGGAUCAAUUGAUUGCAGAGCUGGAGAGGCUUCAACUAGAGCUGGACCAGCUGAGAGGAAGACCUGGUUCCUCUUACUCACGGUCUCUGCCGGGAAGUGCUUUGGAGCUGAGGUACUCCCAAGGAGGUGGGUCACUUCCUGCAGGCUCCACCACCCACCUAGAUCAUUAUGGAAACACAGGCACAGGAGGCGUGGUCAGACGGGCUCAUCGUGGACGCUGGGGCGGGGCAAGGGAGGAUGCUAGCAAAUACGGCGAUUGGGACAGCGGAGCUUUGCUGGGCACUGGGUUCGAGGGCGGCGUGGAGGACAGGUGUUCUGAUGAUGAAGAGGAUCGCGAGACACUCUUCGGCUCGGAGCUGCUCUCACCAAGCGGCCAGACAGAUGUGCAGACUCUCGCUAUCAUGUUGCAGGAGCAGCUGGAGGCCAUCAACAAAGAGAUUAAGUUGAUUCAGGAAGAGAAGGAGAGCACAGAGCUUCGUGCUGAAGAAAUCGAGAGCAGAGUCAGCAGCGUGGCUCUGGACGGCCCUCCCGUCCCUCCGACCUCUCUGGGGCGGGACAGCACAGGCCGUGGCUUCAUCCCCCCAUCCCUCACAUCCUCCACCCUGGCAUCGCCUUCUCCACCCAGCUCUGGGCACUCCACUCCCCGUCUGCCCCACUCCCCAGCACGUGAGACAGACAGACAGAACAACAAAGAUGAUGACAGGUCCCUGGCCCUUUUGGAUUCCACCCCUCCUCCCACUCCUCGUGCACUGCGAUUGGACAGGAUGACGCACACUCACCCUGGUGCAUUGUUGGAUGACAGUCGUGAGUUCCGCAGCCUCUCAGCUGAUGGCAGCAGCUCAAACAGCAGCCAGGACUCCCUCCACAAGGCCAGCAAAAAGAAAAGCAUCAAGUCUUCCAUCGGCCGGCUCUUUGGGAAGAAGGACAAGGUCCGAAUGGGUCAGCCUGGACGCGAGUCAGCAUCUCUGGCCUCGACCCCCUCAGAUGACCUGGGCUCUGUGGAUCCCCUCGGACUCACUAAGAUGGCCGGUCCGGUGGACAAGGACCGUCGCAGCAAGAAGAAGCAUGAGCUGUUGGAGGAGGCAUGCCGACAGGGGCUACCCUUUGCAUCUUGGGAUGGACCCACUGUUGUCUCCUGGCUGGAACUGUGGGUGGGCAUGCCUGCAUGGUACGUGGCAGCCUGUCGUGCUAACGUGAAGAGUGGAGCCAUCAUGGCUAACCUGUCAGACACAGAGAUCCAGAGAGAGAUCGGCAUCAGUAACCCUCUGCACCGCCUCAAACUGAGACUGGCCAUUCAGGAGAUGGUGUCCCUGACCAGCCCCUCGGCCCCGGCCAGCACACGCUCUUCAACCAGUAACGUGUGGAUGACCCAUGCUGAGAUGGAGUCCCUGACCGCAGCGACCAAACCAGAGCUGAAAGAGAUUAGCUGGGAUCAGAUUCUGGCUUAUGGAGAUAUGAACCAUGAGUGGGUGGGCAAUGAUUGGCUGCCCAGUCUGGGUUUGCCCCAGUACAGAAGCUACUUCAUGGAGUCACUGGUGGACGCCCGCAUGUUGGACCAUCUGACCAAGAAAGAGCUGCGUGGGCAGCUGAAAAUGGUGGACAGUUUCCACAGGGUGAGCCUGCAUUAUGGCAUCAUGUGCCUGAAGCGCCUCAAUUAUGACCGCAAGGAGCUGGAGAGGAGGAGAGAUGAGAGCCAACACCAGAAUAAAGAUGUGAUGGUUUGGUCAAACGAGCGUGUGAUGUGCUGGGUGCAGUCCAUCGGCUUGAAGGAGUAUGCAGAUAAUCUGACUGAGAGCGGUGUGCACGGUGCCCUGCUCGCCCUGGACGACACCUUCGAUUACACUGACCUCGCCCUGCUCCUGCAGAUACCCAAUCAAAACACACAGGCACGGCAACUUCUAGAGAAGGAAUACAACUCUCUCAUUGCCAUGGGAACAGAGAGGAGGCCAGACGAGGACGGCACUAAGACGUUCACUCGCUCCCCUUCAUGGAGGAAGAUGUUCCGGGAGAAAGAUCUGAGGGGAGUGACCUCUGACUCCUCAGAAACCUUGCCUGCUAACUUCCGUGCCUCAGCCAUCUCUACCCCCUCAGUCACCCUGAGGAAGGUCCAGAGCGAUGCAUCUCCAAGGGCAGAGUCUGGCUCAGUGAGGACCUACUCCUGUUGAGGGACUGCAAAGGAGGCGCCGUUGUCAGAGAGCUGGAACCGGCUUUACAUUUCAUUCACGGGGAGGAGGGGGGGAUAAGCAGAAAAAAAGCAAUGAAUAUAUACAUUUAUAAAUAUAACUCUACUGGUCUGACCAUUCUGCAAUAACAGAAGAGGGAUGGAGAAAGAGAAAAAAAAAAGAGCAAAAAAAGGACAAAAGACAUGAAGAAUGUAUGACACAUGAGAGUGGUAAAAAAUGGGAUGGUUGGAGGAAAUCGGAUGACUGUUUAUUCUUUCUUUCUGUCGUUCUCUCUUCUCACUUCCUGUGUCUGUGCUGAUGGGACAUCUGUAGAUGAACUCUUGUCUUUCCAUCCUUCGUUUCGAUGGCGCUGUCCGCAGCCCUAGCUCCUCAGAAUGGCUUUCGUUGACUGCCUGCAAUCUCCGGUCUCUUGAGUCUCUCGAUAGCAAAGGAUUGUUUGUGGCAACCCAACCUGGACUUCAGGGAUGUUUACAUACGGUAAGGUUCAGAGGAAGUGUACUUAAGAGCACAGUCGAGGGGCCAGGCUGUGUGAGGCCAAGACUUCGCUGUACGUGUUUCUCAAUCAGCACAAGCUGAGAAAGACCGCGGUGAUGAGAGCUACACGCGAGGCUGCAAAGGGCACAAUUCUCGCUCAAUUACUACUAGGUGUUUUUUUUUUCAAUUUCGAACAUUUAGAUUAAAGACUGAAGGUCAGCAGAGAGAGAGAGAUAGAGUCAGCAAAUGAAGGGAAGCUGGUGGUGGCAGAUAGAUAGGAAAAUGCUUGCGGACAAAGCAAGUGACCAGCAGAAAUGAGUCCUGACGGACAGAAUCAUUCUAACAACGCAAGCCAUAAAAGACGACAAAAGGGUGAACCGAGGAGGACAAACGGGCGGGACGGGGUGGGACGGAGGGAGGGCGUCAGGGGAAAAAAAGCGAGAGAAAACGUUUAGCUUCUGUGUUGCGAUGCAUGUCAAACAACCAAGACGACAACGAACUAAAACUUUCGGGGAAUAAGACAAUAUGACGUUAAAAAUAAAAAUUAUGUGUACAUUAACAUAUGAGGUUAAGAGCUUGGGGAACAAUUUGUAAAAUGUGUGUAUUUUCAUUUUUAUUUUUUAUUUUUAUGAUAACUAUAUUUAUUUUCUUUAUGUAUGUAUUGAAUAACUGUAUGUACAUGUUCAUUUAAUAAUUCUGACUGUAAUUUAAUUUUAUCUAGUUUAAAGCGUAAAUAUGAAAUAUUCAAAACAUGGUCAUUAAAAUAUGCUACUUGUAUGUGUAAAUUUUGACAAAAUUGUGUUAUGAUUUAAAAACAAACCAUUACUGUUGAUGAGGAUGACAGUGAUUCAAAUUGAAAAUGAUGUCUGCAAAAUAAACAAUAAUGAUGAUAAUGAUGAUAAUGAUGAAAAUCUAAAUAAAAUAAAGUGUUCCUAAUGGUA